Molecule: messenger RNA, 2118 nt
Organism: Beta vulgaris subsp. vulgaris (sugar beet)
Lineage: Eukaryota; Viridiplantae; Streptophyta; Magnoliopsida; Caryophyllales; Amaranthaceae
Product: dof zinc finger protein DOF4.6
Exons: 2
Coding region: 247-1416 (389 amino acids)
Biological process (GO): regulation of DNA-templated transcription
Molecular function (GO): DNA-binding transcription factor activity; DNA binding
Source: RefSeq, a predicted model, not a curated record
UCUCUCUCUUUCUUUCCCUUUCUUUUAAUUUCUCACACACUCACUCAUCUCAUCAGGUAUCAGCACAUAAAAGUAAACAAACAAACCCAGACAAAAAACAUCUAGAGAGAGAGAGAGAGAGAGAAAGCAAAUUCAGACAUUCCUUUCUCUUCUUUUUACAAACUUAGCUGCUAAAAAAGAAGCAAUAUUUCUUCUACUUUUUUUUUUUUUUCAAGUUUUCAUCUUUGGUCUUCAGCUUCAUCAUCAAUGGACACUGCUCAAUGGCCUCAGGAGAUAUUAAUGAAACCAAUGGAAGAAAUACUCCCAAAUACAUGUUCCUCUUCACUAACAGCAGCAACAGCAGUAACAACAACAACAUGCUCUAAUCUCAUCUCAUCAAAUACAACAACAACUACUAAUAAUAGUAACUCAAAACCUCCAUCAACUUCCUUAGAAAGGAAAGUAAGACCUCAAAAAGAUCAAGCUGUGAAUUGUCCAAGGUGCAAUUCAACCAACACCAAAUUUUGUUACUACAACAAUUACAGUCUUACUCAACCAAGAUUUUUCUGUAAGACUUGUAGAAGGUAUUGGACUGAAGGUGGAUCUUUAAGGAACAUUCCAGUUGGUGGUGGUUCAAGGAAGAACAAAAGACCUUCAUCUUCUUCAUAUUCAUCUUCAUCAUCUAAAAAAAUUUCAUCUCAUGAUUUGGUUGCUGCUGCUGCUGUGCAUGAAUCAAACUAUCCUCAUCACCAAAACCCUAAGAUCCAUCCUCAUCAAAUGCACCAACAUCAUCAUCAUCAUCAACAUUAUCAAGGCCAAGAUUUGAACUUGGGUUUUCCUCAUCAAACUCAUCAUAAUCAGCACCAGCACCAGCAGCAGGAAUUCAGAAGUCUGUCAGAAUUCAUGCAAUUGCCCACUAUUGAUCAAACUAGUAAUACACCUAAAAACCAGAUCACAAAUUCUGCUGGUGGUGGUGCUGGUGGUAGUGCUGCUACUACUGCUACUACUACGACGACUGCUAAUGAUGGUCAUCAUCAUCUCUCAGCUUUGGAGCUUCUAAAUGGUCUUACAUCCUCAAGAGGACUAACCCCAUUCAUGCCGAUGCCGGUUCCGGAUCCGAAUGGGGUUUAUUCAUCUGGGUUUUCAUUGCAGGAUUUUAAACCAAGCUUAAAUUUCUCACUUGUUGAUGGACUUGGAAAUGGGUAUGGAAGUUUGCAAGGAGAUCAAGUGCACCAUCAAACAACAGCAUCAGAAACAAAUAAUAAUAAUAAUGGAAGGCUUUUGUUUCCAUUUGAAGAUUUGAAGCAAGUUUCAAGCACUACUAGUGCUGAUCAUAAUAAUAGUACUGAAAACAAUAAUCAUGAUCAAAAUGGUGAGCAAGAGGAUUCAACACCUGGGUAUUGGAGUGGCAUGUUGGGUAAUGGAGGAUCUUGGUAGUGAAGAUCACAUCACUUGCACAAAGAUAAUUAAGAUGGUUUUUUUUUUUUUUUUACUUCUUUUUUUCUUUGUUUUAAUCUCUUUAAUUAUUCUGAUCUCCUUUGUUCAUUUAGAUUUUUCUUUAGGUGGGUGAUGACUUGUUUUGGAGUUUCUUUAAAUCUAACAGAUAGGGAUACAAUAUGGGUUCUCUUUUUUUUCCUCUUCUAUCUUCUCAUCAUUUCUAAUUCAUUAGCUUAUUUAAAAUUUUAAUUAAGUCUAUGAUCAUUUGUGGGAUUUUGAAUCUUUCUUUAUGCUUAGUGGCUUCAUCAAUAGGAUGAGUACUUGGGAGUUGGGAUGUAGUGAUGACUGAUGAGAGAAUUGAUCAAGAGAAGGAAAAAAAAAAGAUUUUUUUAUUAAAAUAAAAAAAAAAAAAGCCCAUAAUUUUUGAAGGGUUUACCCAUAUGCUAAGUUAAGAGCUAUGCUGUUUGUCUUCUACUGCAAGAAGAAUUUUCCCAGAUAAGCCAUCCAGUAAACCUACUAUUACCUGUUAUUAUCAUCAAUAUCUUAGUGUCAUUGGUUGGCUUUCUAUUUAUAAUAUGCAUAUGGAAGGAAAAAUAGUUUAAUGUAUUGUAUGAUAUAAUGGUUAGUUUUGUAAUGAGUUUGAUGGAAGAAGGGUUUUGUGGAUAUAUUAUUAAUGAGAAUCAAUGAAGAAAUUCUGUGUUU